UCGCUCGGUCGAUAGUAAUACCGACCGGGACAGAAAACGCUCCUCGCCCUCCGACACCUCGUCCUCGGUAAAAAUGACACACUUAGCCGCUACCCAAGCGAGAGACGCGCAGGGGUCGACCAGACCGUCUCGAGCUAACCCAGCGAUGAGUGGAGGACAACCGGCAGGCCGAAAAAGGUAUAUCACCAGAAUAGGGAGAGGGGGGCAGGCUAUCGAGACGUUUUCCUCUCACUCCUCCGUCUGCAUUUCUAUACACGUCCGUGCAUAUUGAGACGAAUAUCAAAGGCAGCGGGGGAAAAAGGAGAAAAAAAAAAGCCUCGGCGAAGUUACCUCUAUACGGGCACCAUGGCUAACGGAAAACCGGACGUCUCCUUCAUCGGCCUGGGGGCCAUGGGCUUCGGCAUGGCCACCAACCUAGUCAAGCAGGGGUACAAGGUCACGGGAUUCGACGUCUGGCUGCCGACGCUCGAGAGGUUCAAGGCUGCCGGGGGUAGCACUGGGACGACGCCGGCCGAGGCUGUUGCCGGCAAGGAUUUCUGCGUGUGCAUGGUGGCGACGGCCCAGCAGGCCCAGGCCGUCCUCGUCGAUGGCGAGAACCCGGCCCUCCCGGCGCUGCCCAAGGGAGCGGCGCUCCUGCUUUGCUCGACCGUGCCGUGCGCGUACGUCCAGAGCCUCGAGAAACAGCUCGCCGAGCUGGGCCGCGGCGACAUCCGGCUUAUCGACGCCCCCGUCUCGGGCGGGGCCGCGAGGGCCGCUGAUGGCACCCUAUCCAUCAUGGCCGGGGCCUCGGACGACGCGAUCGAGGCGGGCCGGUUCCUGCUGCAAGAGAUGUCGGACCCGAAGAAGCUGUAUAUCGUCAAGGGCGGUGUCGGCGCCGGGAGCAAUAUGAAGAUGUGCCACCAGGUCCUCGCGGCAAACCAGAUCCUCGCGGCGAGCGAGGGGCUGGGCUUCGCCAGCCACCUCGGCCUCGACCUGCACGCCGCGAGUCAGGCGAUCCUCAAGUCGGAGGCGUGGGCGUGGAUGUUCGAGAACCGGCUGCCGCGGAUGCUCGACCCCGAGUUCAAGCCCGUCGCGAGCGCGCUGACCAUCAUCCUCAAGGACACAAGCAUCAUCACGUCGGAAGCGCGCCGCGCCGGCUUCCCGACGCCGAUGGCGAGCACAGCCGAGCAGGUUUACUUCGCCGGCCUCGGCCGCGGCUACGGCCCAGACGACGAUAGCAGCCUCAUCCGGCUGUACACGGAGGGCAAGGGCAAGAUCGGACCCGUGCAGGGCGCCGCAUCGGCUGAUGCCGCGAAGCUCUCUCUAGUCAUCGCCCUGCUCAAGGGCAUCUACCUCUGCUCCGCUGCCGAGGCCCUCGCCUUCGCCCACCGGUGCAGGCUUGACCUCGACCAGGUCUUUGACCUGUGCAUCAACGCCGCUGGGGGCAGCGCCCCCCUUCAGGACGUCGGCCCAGACAUUAUCAGGUUCCUACGCGGGGAACCCUUGCCGGCCACCGCCGGGGGUGAGGGCCUCGGUGAGCUCGCGCAGCAGCUCCAGGAGGCCGUCGAGGAGGCCCAGCGUCUGAAGGCCCCCGUAUUCCUCGGCAGCGAGGCCCUUAGCCUGACGCGCUUCGCGCUGCGGCUCGCUCCGCCAGGGGCUGGCAAUGUCUCAAAGGCAGCCGUCGUAAGGGCAUGGGGUCUGUGAGGUAAAUACCGACCUGCUUGUCUGCCGGCUUACCCUCGCUGCACCUGCUGCGGGAUAUGAAAGAGGAACGGCGAGGCGUAAGUGAUGGUAUUCGGGAGCAUCUUGAAAAGGGGGAGAAAAACAAAUCUGUAUCAUGGUAAACGAUGAUGCGAUGGCAAGCGUUCUACACAUUGAUUAGAACCAGGGGGCAGAGAGGCAUGUGGUUGAAUAACACUAUACUGCUAGGUUGAUCGUCGCCAUUCUACCUCUGGUAGCAAUCACCGCACGCAACAAA
This is a messenger RNA of Durotheca rogersii, 1957 nucleotides long. Its product is annotated as NAD binding domain of 6-phosphogluconate dehydrogenase-domain-containing protein. Gene Ontology annotation, molecular function: NAD binding; NADP binding; oxidoreductase activity. The record is from RefSeq and is a predicted model, not a curated record. The coding region runs from base 346 to 1683 and encodes 445 amino acids. NCBI's taxonomy places the organism in Eukaryota, Fungi, Ascomycota, Sordariomycetes, Xylariales, Xylariaceae. The transcript has a single exon.